AUGGAUUCAAAUUACAAUAAUAAUAAUUUUAUUUCAAAUGAAAUUAUAAAUAAUAUAAACGAUAUAUUAUGUGGAAGCAGUACUAAUAAUAAUAAUAAUAAUAAUAAUAAUAAUAAUAAUAAUAAUAAUAAUAAUAAUAAUAAUAAUAACAUUAACAAUAAUAAUAUUAGUAGUUAUUGUAGUAGUGGAGGAGGAGUAGGAAGUAGCUCUGGUAAUGAAACAGGAUGUGCACCACCUAUAAAUAAUAGUAAUACCUUUUAUGAUACUGAAAAAAACUGCUUUUCAUAUAUUAAUAAGGGUGAUGGAAUUAAUUUAAAUAAUAAUAAUAAUAAUAGUUUAAAUAAUUUAAAUAAUAAUAAUUGUGAAUUACAAUUUAUAAAAGAAUAUGUAACUAUUAAAUCAGAAGAUAUUUAUUUAGAAGGUAUUGUUAAUUUUAAUGAAAAAUCAAAAGGUAUAAUUAUAUUUGUUCAUGGUAUUGGAAGUAGUAGAUUUUCACCACGUAAUCUUUAUCUAUCAAAAUAUUUUCAAAAUAUGGGUUACUCAACAUUACUAUUUGAUAUAUUAACACCACAAGAAGAAAGAUUAAAUAACAUUACUGGUGAAUUUAAAUAUAAUUUAAAUUUCAUUUCAAAUAGAAUUUUAAAUGCAACUCAAUUCAUAAUUUUAAAUCAAAAAUUAAAACAUUUAGAUUUAAUUUAUUUUGGUAGUUCAACAGGUAGUGCUGGUAUAAUAGAAUGUGAAAAAAAAGUAUUAUCAUUAGGUAUUAAAAUUAAUUCAAUUAUAUCAAGAAGUGGUAGAUUAUCAUUAUGUAAUGAAAAUUCAAUUAAAUCAAUUAGUACAAGAAUUUUAUUGCUUUGUGGUGGUGAUGAUAAAGAAACAUUGGAACACAAUAAAAUAUUUUUAAAUAAAAUUAAUAAUAAUAAAUUAGAAAAGAAAUUAGCUGUAAUUUUAAAUGCAACUCAUUUAUUCCCUGAAGAGAAUGCUUUAGAAAAUGUUGCUUCAAUUUCUUUAAAUUUUUUAAAUUCUUCAAAUUUAUAA
Messenger RNA from Dictyostelium discoideum AX4, 1038 nucleotides. RefSeq lists its product as hypothetical. The transcript is spliced from 2 exons. NCBI's taxonomy places the organism in Eukaryota, Evosea, Eumycetozoa, Dictyosteliales, Dictyosteliaceae. Bases 1 to 1038 code for a protein of 345 amino acids. The record is from RefSeq and is a predicted model, not a curated record.